Molecule: messenger RNA, 2509 nt
Organism: Salvia splendens (bonfire salvia)
Lineage: Eukaryota; Viridiplantae; Streptophyta; Magnoliopsida; Lamiales; Lamiaceae
Exons: 6
Coding region: 299-1831 (510 amino acids)
Source: RefSeq, a predicted model, not a curated record
CCCACCUCUUUCCCUCUCUUUCUCUUUCUAGAUUGUCUACUUUUCAACUGUUUCUUUCCCUAUUAACUUCUCCUCUCCUUCUGAAUUGGAGCACUGAAUGUAAAGACGAAGUGAUCUCGCAUAGUGUUUGCGAAGGCAUUGCUUGAUGUUUGUGUUGACUCUUAAUCUGAUUAGAAGGGGUGAUGAAGACUCCUGUUUACGAUGGAUUUAUACAGUUGACUCAAAUGGUCGGUUUACUGACCUAGGAGGACUCAUUUCUCACGGUUAAACGCCGCUAUAUUGUGAUCGAGUUUUAACAAUGGCUGUGGCCGGUAUGCAUAAUGUAUCUGCUUUUGGUCCCUUCUUUCUGGACUCCCAAACUAGUGUGUCGAGGCAGUGGAGUGAUGAGCCUGGCACCCGUGCAUCUUCUCUUCUUAAGAUGUGGCGAGAGCUCGAGGGUGACCACGUGGCUAGCCCUUCUUAUAGGUCAAGGGGACAGAGAAUUGCGCGAAGGAGUGAUAAUGAGCACGAAUGUGAUAUCUCAGAAGAUGCUUAUGAUACCGAGGCUCCAGCAGUUAGAGGUUCGGAGAUAGACCAUGAUGAUAACAAUAGUAUCGUAUCUGGACAAUCAAGUGACUUGGGAGAAUUAGAACGAGCAAGAGUGAGACAGAUAUUUCAAGAAUGGAUGAACAGUGGUUCCAUUGGCCGUUCGCCUAAUGGUUUCCAUCUAAGUAACUGUUCAGGGCCACAAUGGCUUGGUAAGAAUGAUACUGAAAGAGUGAGAUUUAUCAGAGAAUGGGGGCAGACGAAUUCCCAGCAGAGAAACAAUCAGGCAUUGGUCAGAGAUGGAGGUGCUGAGGUCGUUUCUCGUAUUGAGCAGGUGCGUGAAGGAAUGGCUGUCUCCCAUUGUGAGACUACUGCAUGUCGGCCCAUUCGCAGAUUAUGCGGCAGACAAACUCUGCUUGAACUUCUCCAGAGGGCUCAGUGUGAGAGGAAGGCAGAGCUUCAGGGUCUGUUGGAGCACAGGCCCGUGUCGAAUUUCACCCACCGCAAUCGCAUACAGGCUUUGCUUAGGGGUAGAUUCUUAAGAAACGAAACAAUGAUACCAGACAUCAGACCAUCUUCUGUAGCUGCAAGAGAACUGGGUUUGCUAAGGCAACAGCAUACUGUCUCUGGCCUCAGGGAAGGAUUCCUUUCUAAAUUGGAAAAAUCUGCUUCCACUUCAACAAGCAGUACUGAAUCUGAUUCUUGGUUGAGUGAUCAAAACCAUUCUAAAUUAGAGUCUACAUUUCAAGAAAGAGAAAUAGCCACAAAUUCUGCAAUACCUGACCUGGAAAGUGAUGCGGAUAGACAUGGGAAUCUACCGGAAUUUGGAAGAGAAGUUACUGCAGUUGGGAAACAAGCUAUGCACGAUUCGGGUAAUGAGGAAGAUGUUUCUUCUGGAAAUAAGGGGCAUGUGCAAGAAGUAUCUUCGUACAUUGAUGUCAGUCAGCGAGAUGUUCCGUGUGAUGUUGGAAGUGUUGAUACCACAGAGGGCAAAGUUUUGGAGGGCAAGGCUACUGAGCAAAUGUCCACUGCCGAGGGAGCUGGUAUUAUCAGAGGCAGAGGAGAGAUAACUGUAACCAUAAGCAACGAAAUUUCACUAGAAACUGACACACUACACUCUCUUUAUGAAUCGGGAAGUGGUGUGAGUUAUGACGAGGAAACUGCGGCACAUACUGUUGACUUGGAAGGAAAUGUGGACGAGCAAUUUGAUAGGCCAGUUGAUUCUGCGACCGACAUUGAAGAAUGGGUGGACACGAGCGGAGAAUCAAUGGCCAGAAUCUGGCAGGAAACCUCCUGUAACGAGUAGUUACGAGACACAUCUGAUAACAAUGCUGCAGAGCAAGAUCAGAUGCAAGAAUCACAUGAUGACUGGCCAAACCACGACUUACAGGAGGCUAUCGAUAGUUGGCUGGCUAUACCUUCUGGAGAGGUUGGUGAUUCUGUUGGAAGGCUAAAUGCGUUCUAUUACUCUGAUGACAACAAUGUACACAGUAUUGAACUUGGAGAACUUUUCAGCCGGAGACACGUCUCUGGUCUUCUUCGAAGUGGUUUCCGUGAGACCCUUGACCAGGUGCUACAAUCUCACGUGGAAAGGCAAGGUCACACUUCUGCUGAGUGGGAACUGGAGAAUGAAUCUUCUUCUCCUAGCCUAGUUGAUCAAGACCAGCGACAGCAACCAAAUGGUGAUUGAGCUAUGGAGGCUGCAGAAAGAAAUUCAUUUGAUCCAGCUUCUUCCUUCGUAUCCACUCCCCAGCCACUCUGGGACGAGAAAAUGCAGGGGGCAAGCUUGCCUCAAUGCAGCUUGAGUCAGCAUUUUGGAACGGAGUGGGAGGUGGUGAAUGAGUUGAGAAACAACAUGGCCAGGCUUCAGCAAAGGUUAAACAACAUGCAAAGCAUGCUGGAACAGUGCAUGGACAUGCAAAUUGAGCUGCAACGGUCAGUGCAGCAAGAGGUUUCUGCUGCUUUAAAUCACUCAUUCUUAACA